Phaethon lepturus (White-tailed tropicbird) is the source of this 727-nucleotide messenger RNA. RefSeq names its product solute carrier family 10, member 4 (gene SLC10A4). Gene Ontology annotation, cellular component: membrane. Gene Ontology annotation, biological process: bile acid and bile salt transport. The transcript is spliced from 2 exons. NCBI's taxonomy places the organism in Eukaryota, Metazoa, Chordata, Aves, Phaethontiformes, Phaethontidae. Gene Ontology annotation, molecular function: bile acid:sodium symporter activity. The record is from RefSeq and is a predicted model, not a curated record. The annotation marks the transcript as partial.
CAUUAUCAUGACGGCCUCCUCCACGCUGCUGGCCCUCUUCCUGAUGCCCCUCUGCCUCUGGGUGUACAGCCGCCACUGGAUCAACACGGCCCUGGUGCAGCUGCUGCCCUUGGGGGCGGUGAGCCUGACGCUGGGCAGCACGCUGCUGCCCAUCGGGUUGGGGAUGCUCCUCCGCUACCGGCACCCCCGCACUGCCGACCUCCUGGUGAAGAUUUCCCUGUGGUCCCUCUUGGUGACUCUGGUGAUCCUGUUCAUCCUGACUGGGACCAUGCUGGGCCCAGAUCUGAUGGCACAUAUUCCUGCGUCUGUCUAUGCCAUUGCGGUGCUGAUGCCUCUAGCGGGGUAUGCCUUGGGAUAUGGCUUAGCCACAGUCUUUAAAAUGCCCCCACACUGCAGGAGAACAGUGUCUUUGGAAACAGGGUGCCAAAACGUCCAGCUCUGCACUGCCAUCCUAAAACUCACCUUCCCCCCGGAGCUCAUAGGGAGCAUGUACAUGUUUCCCUUGCUUUACGCGCUUUUUCAGUCAGCAGAAGCAGGACUCUUUGUGCUGCUAUACAAGAUGUAUGGGAGAGACAGCUACAAACAAGAUACGCUUGGUGAAGAGGAAGACACGGAUAUUUCCUACAAGAAACUGAAGGAAGAGGAGGUGGCUGAUACUUCGUACGGCACAGUGACCACAGAGGAGCACAACUCCGUUCAGCUGGAGCUGACACAGACGGCACUUUAG